This is a messenger RNA of Heterocephalus glaber (naked mole-rat), 1325 nucleotides long. NCBI's taxonomy places the organism in Eukaryota, Metazoa, Chordata, Mammalia, Rodentia, Bathyergidae. The record is from RefSeq and is a predicted model, not a curated record.
UGAAGGAUGCCACUCUGGGUGUUCUUCUUCGUGAUCCUCACCCUCAGCAGCAGCUCCCACUGCUCCUCACCUGUCUCCCUGCCCCUCAGGAUGCGGCGGUACGCAGAUGCCAUCUUCACCAACAGCUACCGGAAGGUGUUGAGCCAGCUGUCUGCCCGCAAGCUGCUCCAGGACAUCAUGAACCGGCAGCAGGGAAAGAGGAACCAGGAGCAAGGAGCAAGGAUACGGCUUGGCCGUCAGCUGGACAGCAUGUGGACAGACCAAAACCAGGUAGCAUUGGAAAGCAUGCUGGUGGCCCUGCUGCAGAAGCACAGGUAGGGAUGUGUGUGUGUGUGUGUGUGUGUGUCUGUAUCUAGGAACCUCAGAGACUUCUUUUCUUGUGGGUUGCCUGGUAAAGGAAAGAAUUCCCUCCUCUCCAGAGAUGUGGGGCUUUACCAAGUGAUCCAAGAACAAGGGCCUCCUUCCACACAAGAGCUACAGGAAGAAAAACAAACAAACAAACAAAAAAAAGAGCUACGGGAAGGGGAGAAAACUUGUGUUGGAGGCUGCAUGAUACCCUCUCCUGUAUGUCCAGUGUGGAGUUAGAAGUCUGGGCCAGGAAAGGCUACUCACUGAGUGGUUAUGGAAUAGGUCCUAGAAACCUGAAUUUCAAUAAGUGUCCUAAAGGAUGCUGAUGUGGGUGAUCUGAGAAGUAUUCCCUGGAUCAUCCGCCAAGUUUACAGAGUAAUAAAGCCAAAGACAAGUCGGCUUUCCCAUCCUCUGUGAUAGACCAGUGUGUGCAGGCACACUGUCACCAGUGGGAGAUGAUCAUGACAGUAGUGUCCCAUCUCCAUGGCCCUCACAUUUCCACUGGGAGUCAAGGAGGAUUAGGAAUGAGUUUUCCUCUUUUAUGGAAGAGGGAAAGGGAGGCAAAGAAGGGGUUGCAGUUGGCCCCAAGUAAGGGACUGGCAAGCCCAAGGCCUGCAUUUUUUCCCUGGAGCAUCUUCAUGCAACAUUCCACUUCUUAGUCAAAGUUUCCCAAGGAUGGCUCAAGUAUUGUAGCAAGUGGAGAAAAAUUGCUAUAGUUUAGAGCUUUUGUGUGUGUGUGGUGCUGGGGGUCAAACCCAGGCCCUUGCACAUGGGAGGCCUAAGUGUUCUACUUUGAUGUAUCCCCAGCCCUGGAGCCUGAUUUUCCUUUGAGCACAAGCAUGUUCCAGCAGGGCUAUGGUGGGCACUUCUGCACCAACCUAUUAAGCAAAUCUGGUUCCCAACAGAGCUCUCCAUCUUUUUCCUCACCUUCUUCCAAACAUAAUCAAACACUGAGAGCCCAGAGAUCUCACCAGCAA